AUGAUCAACUGGGGAGGAAAUCUGGCAAGGCUCCUUCAGGUCCACGACAUUACAUGCACGGUAUUCGAACUUGAACAGACUCCCAAUGACCGAGACCAAGGAGGCACAGUCGACUUGUAUCGCCGAGGACAGCUUGCUCUCCAAGAAGCGGGUCUCAUCGAUGAAUACAAACGACUCACGCGACCAGGAGAAGUCAUGAAACUCAGAUAUGAUGGCACUGUGAUAUUCGAUGAGAACCAGGAGAAUAACCGCAGGCCUGAAGAAUAUGCGGACCGUCCUGAGAUCGACCGAACAAAGCUGCGACACCUGCUCCUUGAUUCUUUUAAGCUUGGAACGGUGGUCUGGGGAAAGAAGCUGAAGUCUGUGGAUAAGUCACCUUUGAGCUUUGGGCAAUGGACAUCGACCAACGUCAUCAAUGGCUCUCCGAAUUUGUGGAAGCAGGCAAUUGCUUCAUGUUCGAUGAAGGACGUGCCAUAUUGA
Rhinocladiella mackenziei CBS 650.93 is the source of this 480-nucleotide messenger RNA. RefSeq lists its product as uncharacterized. The transcript has 2 exons. The coding region runs from base 1 to 480 and encodes 159 amino acids. The record is from RefSeq and is a predicted model, not a curated record. Lineage: Eukaryota; Fungi; Ascomycota; Eurotiomycetes; Chaetothyriales; Herpotrichiellaceae.